UUUUGUUUUUCUCUUUUCUUCAGAUCCUAAAAAAUGGAAAACUUUGGUGCCAAAAAUAGGCAAAAUCAUAAUACCCAAAACCCACCAAUGAAAUCUGACAAAUGUUUGUUGUCAACACAAAUUUUGUUGAGAAUUUUGGCAAUUGCAUUCACAUUGGCAGCCACUUCGAUGAUUCUCACAAGCAAACAGGCGGUUACUGUAUUUGGCAUUGAAAUGGAUGCACGCUAUAGUUAUUCUUCAGCUUUCAAGUUCUUUGCUAUUGCAAAUAUGAUUGGAUGUGCCUUCUCUGUUUUGUCACUGAUUUUGGCCUCUGUUCUUGGCCAUAAAACUCCUGACCCAAAGAACUAUUUUUACAUGUUCAUUCAUGAUUUGAUUACGAUGGCAUUGCUACUGGCUGGAUGUGCAGCAGCAACAGCAGUUGGAUAUGUGGGAAAAUAUGGAGAGAGUCAUUCAGGAUGGAUGCCAAUUUGUGAUCAUGUUGACAAAUUUUGUCGCAAAGUUUCACAUAGUAUCAUGCUUUCUUAUGUUGCAAUGAUACUCUACCUUUGCCUCACUAUAAUAUCUGCAAAUCAAUCCAGAAAAAUCAUAGUUUAACAAUUAGAAACAAAAAACAAUGAUCAAUAUGAUUUGAUCAAUGUUGUUCUGGUUUUAUAUAGUAGUGUUGUUGUAGGUUUGUUUUAGUUUUUGGUGUAAUCAUUACUUGCUUCUAGUUGCUAGCUACUUUUUAUAUAUACAUAUAUGAAAUUAUAUUAUCCUUA
This is a messenger RNA of Solanum verrucosum, 758 nucleotides long. RefSeq names its product CASP-like protein 1F1. NCBI's taxonomy places the organism in Eukaryota, Viridiplantae, Streptophyta, Magnoliopsida, Solanales, Solanaceae. The transcript has 3 exons. The record is from RefSeq and is a predicted model, not a curated record. The coding region runs from base 34 to 594 and encodes 186 amino acids.